Molecule: messenger RNA, 1837 nt
Organism: Phanerochaete carnosa HHB-10118-sp
Lineage: Eukaryota; Fungi; Basidiomycota; Agaricomycetes; Polyporales; Phanerochaetaceae
Exons: 4
Coding region: 40-1515 (491 amino acids)
Biological process (GO): proteasome-mediated ubiquitin-dependent protein catabolic process; protein targeting to vacuole; protein catabolic process in the vacuole
Cellular component (GO): GID complex; extrinsic component of membrane
Source: RefSeq, a predicted model, not a curated record
CCGCCAUUUAACUCGACGGUCCUGUCGAGCUGCCCCAAGAUGCCGUCGUCCUCAGCCAUGCCCGCAGAACAUCCCGCUCCUCACUCUCAGCAGCAGCAGGAGCUACCCCAACAGCAGAUAAAGGUGUGCUCUUCGUGUCACCAUCCACUUUCCGGUGACUCGGCGACGACGCCAUUCCUACUGCACGAUGGAGAAGACGCCAGCGAUACCAGUAUCGUCUGUCCGCCAUGUCGAAAUCGGAUCCUUGCCGCGAGGAUGGAAGCUCCUCCCGUAUCAGCCGCGAGAGGCGAGGUUCUGUUCGCCCAGGUGGAAAGAGAGCUUCGUCGCCGCGCGGCUUCUUUGCAGGCUGGCGGCAACGAGGCAGACACACUGCACACACCAGCCGACCCUAUCACCACUUGCCCCAUAGAGCAGCCUCAACAACAGCAACAGCAAGUUUCUCGUGACGAUGACGAUGUUGAAAUGGACUCUCCUGUUACUGCCCGACUGCAGCUCAUCCUUGCCUCAUCUGAGUCGUUCCAGAGGCCAUCCUUUGUCGAAGGAUCGUCGUAUGGCUCUUUGUCUACCCGCAAGGCACUCACGCUCGUCGUCAAUCACGGCGCUGCCUCCAAUCAAGGCCAAGCGCUCGCAUCCUCGACCAACGUCUCUCACUCCCCGCUUUCUGCGAGUCACUGGGCGUCCCCGACCAGGGAUCGUGCUCAGCUACUACACCAUCUGUCUGCGCACCCGGAUCCUCUUGUCGACAUCACCCGUCUCCGUGUCCGGUCACAAGGACACCACUGUUUAUAUCCCGGUGCUAUUUUUCAAGGUACCCAAAAAAGCGGCCGGAACAGCUACGACGUCAGCGUGACUAUUGUGGAUGUCGAUUUCUCCCUCUCCCACCUCUGCGGAUACCUUCGCAUACGCGGCUUGACAGAUGACUGGCCAGAACUCACCACCUACUUUGACGCAGAAAUCAUUGGUAGCCGCUAUGGUUUCUUGACCAAGAACUGGGGUGCAACCGAGCAAGAAGACAUGGUCCACUGGGGCCGCUUCCCUGCUUUCCGACACGUCCGCCAUGAGCUCAAGAGGCCGCAUUUGACUAUGAAAGACGCUGACCGGGGAGCCGUCUUCAUGAGGUGGAAGGAGAAGUUCCUAGUUCCCGAUCACCGGGUGCAGGAUAUUAGUGGUGCUAGCUUUGCAGGCUUUUAUUAUGUCUGUGUGGACUUCAACCCACAGCCCACCCACGCCACACUCGAUAGCCCACUCACUCCCACCUUGGAAGACCUGCCCGAGGCCUCAUCUCCUGUGCACUCGUCUCUUCCCAAACCCGAGGUCGUUUCCCCCCGCCUCAGACGGGAGUCUACCAACCGAGGCUCUCGGAGGACGAUGCGUUCACCCUCGUCCUGCAGAGCUGUGCACACGCCCGUGGCUACCAUGAGCGGGUUCUACUUCCAUCAACACUCGGAGCCAUACCAACAGCUUUCUCUUGUCCAUGUUCCUGAGCAUACUAGCUCCAGCUUUGAGUUCCGGUAGGGUGCGCGCGCGGCCCGUCUGAUGCCAAAAGACCUGGGGCAUUCCUGGUCGUUUGCGUGCCUGCUUCGCACGUGCAACGAUACCUUUCAUCUCGCAUCAGUUUCGUACGCCUUUGGUCGCAUAUUUCCGCUUUUAUGUUUCGGUCCGAUUAGGACGUCUGCUUGCCUUUUUCUUGUCCCUAUCGCUGUUAAUCACCUCUCGUUUGCUGGAUAUCCUCCUCCUCUCCGUACGCUGUGUUGUCCCGUUUGCAUAGUCUUUCGAUAAACUGUACUAUCUGUUUUGCACUGUACUAUCUCACAUAAAAUAUCUGCACUUAGUCUAA